Molecule: messenger RNA, 2092 nt
Organism: Aspergillus steynii IBT 23096
Lineage: Eukaryota; Fungi; Ascomycota; Eurotiomycetes; Eurotiales; Aspergillaceae
Product: fungal specific transcription factor domain-containing protein
Exons: 7
Coding region: 129-1973 (614 amino acids)
Biological process (GO): positive regulation of transcription by RNA polymerase II; DNA-templated transcription
Cellular component (GO): nucleus
Molecular function (GO): zinc ion binding; sequence-specific DNA binding
Source: RefSeq, a predicted model, not a curated record
CAGCGGCCUCCGUCGACAGCAACAAUGAAGCCCUGGACCGUCAGGUGUCAAGUGAUCCUCCACCGGACCGCAACGAAAUCGCCAAUGACCCGGCAUAUCUCAAUUCGGCGUCCAGUCCAAGAGCGCAAAUGUCUCAUUGCAACCCGGAAUCAUCGACUUCUUCCGCCCUCACGGCGGACACCUAUAUAAGCUCUACACAUAUUGCUGCUGCACGCGUCGGGGAUUUCCUCUGGAAGAAGACACCGAUCCACCCCAAUGUCUCCAUUCCUGUCGCAGAUAAUAGCUUCGUGCCGUCACCGACACGGGGUUUGAUCGAGAGCUGGUCUCAUGCGCAACACGCGUUGCUUGAACCCCCAAGCCUUCCGAGUAGAAGCGAUGCUUAUGAUCUUUUGAGUUGUGUAAACUUCUACGUUGGCCAGACCCAACAACACUUCGACGUUCGGGAGGCCUCGGACCAUUUGGAGCUCUUCUUCGAUGACCGCCUGUCGUCUUCUCCAACGCCAAAACUUUGGUACAUAAAGUUGGUCUUGAUCUUCGCUCUUGGAAAGCUUUUCGAGGGGAGAUUCGAUGGUGAGCCACUGCCGGGAGAUCGUUACUUCAAGUAUGCCCAGGGUCUCCUUCCAAGCCUCAGUGAGCUUCACGCAUCCAAAAGACAUGGUGUAGAGGCUCUCAACCUGGUAGCACUAUACCUCCAGAGUGUCAGCAGAAGGGAAGAAGCUUACUUAUACGUCAAUUCAGCGCUGCGGAUCGCUAUCGCUCACGGGUUCCACGUUCGUGGUCGGUUAAAAGAGUAUCUGCAGUCCGAGAAGACCCACCUUAAUCGUCUCUGGUGGACAAUAUACAUGCAAGAAAAACGCUUGGCUGCUGCAACCGGCAAUCCAUCCAGCCUCAACAGCGAUACGAUCGAGCUCGAUAUGCCUACAGAUGCACUUGGGUUUUCUUCUCCGUUUCCAAUCUGCCUCAAUAUUAGAAUUGCACAUAUUACAGGUCGGAUUCUCCAGAUACUGUAUGAGCGGAAGCCACAUAAGGAUGCAAGUUUGAUACACAGUGUUCAGUCUAUCAUCCAAGAGCUGCAGGUGAUCUUGGCAGAGCUACCGUCAGAUUUCUCAGAUGGGACUCGCGGCCAGACCCCAAGCCUAAACAUAAGGACGUUCGCUUCAAUUCAUAUUAUGCUUUACCAGGCUAUACUACUCACUAUUCGGCCAAUAAUGUUAUAUGUCGCACGGCUCAUACUGGUAGGAGAUGAAACAAGUCGCUCUAAAAUUUACAGCUCCUCCCUGGGUCGACUAUCCCGAACUUGCGCGGAAGCAGCGCGCAGGAUGCUUUCCAUGACCCUACUGCUGAAAAAGGAAAAUAUUAUCGCUAUCUUCGGGUUUUUUGAUCUCGACGCAACCUUUUCGGGAGCAUUCAUCAUGAUUCUGACGGCCAUAUUCAACAUUAUCUGUGAGGGUGAUCAAGUCCUCGCCCCAUCCCCGGGGCUUGCCGAGGCCGUCGAGGUUCUGCGCCAUCUUUCAGAUCGCGGGAAUAUUUUUGCUGGUGACAAACUCCGAGAAGUUGAGCACAUUUGGGCGCAGUUGCAUGUCGACAACAACCUACACAAUGGACCAUUGGCAGGCUCUAACUGGACGGGCGUCUUCCCAGCGUCGCAAGAGCCGAAUCCAGAACAAUCCAAGUCUGUGCGACCCUCGGACAUAAGACGUGACGCAGAAUCAACUAUGGGCUAUAUCCAGACACAUUUGGCAAGUCAUCGUGAAGCUGGCACCGAAUCGGGCGGUAGUCCUUUCCAAGCUUCACACCACCAAAGGUCGGCGAAUCACGAUGACUUUCAAGAACUUCCGAUUGGAGAUUGGCUUGUCCGGGAUACCAAUGAACAGUACAAUGCAAUUUUGGGCAAUCCAGAGUGGGCCUUAACUGGGCAGGACUCCAUUGACUUUGCUGAAUUAGCGAGUUGCUUUCCCGGGUUUGGAGAAUAAACCACUCGACUUUUUGGUUCAUCGCCCUGGUUCAUUUCUAAACUCGCUCCAUGACGUUUAUUACCCAAGCAAAAACUUGCUAAUUGAGGCUUUCAUGAUUCUGGCGCGAGAAAACCACA